AUGAAGCUGCUGGCUGCAUGUGUCCUGGUUUUCUCUGUGAUGGCUCGGACCAGAGCUGACCCUAUCCAAGAUGAUGGUUCCACUGAUCAGGAAGAAGUUGACUUGGUCCAGAGAUCUUCUUGUCCUCCCGGCUGGUCGCCAAUCAAGAAUCGCUGCUUUCGCUAUGUUCCCAGACCCAUGACCUGGGCUAGAGCUGAGAGAAACUGUCUGUCCAUGGGGGCACACCUUGCAUCAGUUCAUUGCUUGAAUGAGUACCAUCAGGUUCAGUCUCUGAUAACUACGGCAUCUCACGGGUCCAAAGAAACAUGGAUUGGAGGCAUUAAUGCACAGGAGACGAGCAUUUGGUUUUGGAGCGAUGGAAGCCCUCUGCACUACACAAACUGGUGUGAUGGAGAGCCUAAUAAUUUGAGAAACAAUCAGCACUGUUUGCAGAUGAACCAUUCUGGUGAAAAGUGCUGGGAUGACGACUACUGUUCUGUCCGUCAUCCUUCUGUCUGCGCCAAGAAAAUCUUAUGA
Molecule: messenger RNA, 516 nt
Organism: Fundulus heteroclitus (mummichog)
Lineage: Eukaryota; Metazoa; Chordata; Actinopteri; Cyprinodontiformes; Fundulidae
Product: type-2 ice-structuring protein-like
Exons: 6
Coding region: 1-516 (171 amino acids)
Molecular function (GO): signaling receptor activity
Source: RefSeq, a predicted model, not a curated record